AUGUCGCAUCUUGAAUACAAUAAAGAACCCGAUUUCAACGCAUAUCACAAAAAUGCAUUAAAUGCAUUACAGCAAAUAGCUACAGAAGCAAAUAUUUUACCAAAACAAAAAAACCUUUUAAUUCGUCCAAAAAAGAAAUUAAUCAUCGAUUCACCUUCAUAUUUCCAUUUUGAACAUUCAUCAUCACCCCCUCCGCAAGAUCAUCCACAACUUGAUACAUCAAUUCCUUCACAAUCAUCUCAACAUUCUGUAAUUUUUAAUUCAAUUCAUUCGAUUAAAAAUAUCGAUUGGCCGAACGAUGAUGAAGGUUGGAUUGUCAUUAAAGGCGCAAUUGAUAAUGACAAAGACAUUGAAUUGAAAUGCAAAGAUGAAUUCGAUGAACUACACACGUAUGAAAUUCUAAAGAAAGGUGGAGAGCGAACCAUUGAUCAAUUUGGCAAGAAAUCUAAAGAAAACAACCAAAUUUCAAAUACCAUGCAUCAUUUGGAAGAUGAUGAUGUAUAUUUGUUUCUGUAG
Funneliformis geosporum is the source of this 516-nucleotide messenger RNA. The record is from the annotation of a GenBank genome assembly. NCBI's taxonomy places the organism in Eukaryota, Fungi, Glomeromycota, Glomeromycetes, Glomerales, Glomeraceae.